This is a messenger RNA of Nicrophorus vespilloides, 5675 nucleotides long. RefSeq lists its product as uncharacterized. The record is from RefSeq and is a predicted model, not a curated record. The transcript has 6 exons. Gene Ontology annotation, cellular component: nucleus. NCBI's taxonomy places the organism in Eukaryota, Metazoa, Arthropoda, Insecta, Coleoptera, Silphidae. Gene Ontology annotation, biological process: protein localization to kinetochore; attachment of spindle microtubules to kinetochore; cell division. Bases 99 to 5381 code for a protein of 1760 amino acids.
UGUCAACUGUCGGUUAUUAAAUAUUUGAAUCUGUGUUGUGCUUUUUGUUGAUGUAGAUAGUGUUUGUUUUUAUAUUAAAGUGUUUUGCAAUUCUCGAAAUGAGUAAACGAUCUUCUAUACUGAAACCACAGAGAACCAGAAAUGCCUUCGAAGAUGUUAACAUGGAUUCGCCAGGACCCAAAGAUGGUGAUACAGGAAGGUUCUCUAGGAAGGUGCGAUUCAGCAGCAACUUUGUCAAGACAUAUGUGACAGAGGAUGAAGGCAAAGAUACAAUCUGGGAUAACACUUAUGAAGAAGCCAUUGAAGAUACAGCACAAUCCACAAGUACAGAAGUUCUGCAUGUAACUAACGAAAAAGAAAAUGUUUUAGAUAAUGAACAAUCAUUCUUUGAGGUAGAGGAUGAUAAAGAAAAUGAUCUGAAUUUCUCAGUAAACACAUCACUGUUCAAAAAAGACACUGAGAAAUUCACAGUUUUCAAUGAUGAGGAGAAUUAUAAUAAUCAUAAUCAGUCAUUGAUUGAUCUGAGUAUAAAAUCGAAAAUAGAAUUUUCAAACUACAGCCAAACUUCGUUCAAACCUAUAGAUGUAACUCCAUGGUUUCCUGGUAGGGACACUAUGGUAGUAGAAAAUAUUCUUAAAGUCGACGAUAUUGAGAUGACUGACAGUUAUACAAAAGCUUAUGAACAGUCCAAUCACAUUAUAUUUGAAAAGCAACAGAAUGAAUUUAGUGAUAAUACACGAGACUGUUUGAACAUCACUCCUUCCAUUCCUUUACAAUAUGAUGAAGAAGUUUUGCUAAUGGAAACAUCACAAAAUGAAAUUGAGUUCACUGAGAAUCAUUCCAUGUGUUUAAAUGGGAAUGAAUUGGAAUUUACUGGACUAAUGUUGGAGAAUCCCAAAAAACACACAGAGAAAAUUGUUUACCAAGAUGAUGCUUUAAAUGAUUCAAAGUUGAAAGUUGGUGAAGCAACAGGGGAUACCAGACAUUUUCUAAAACAGGAUAUGGAAUUUAGUUUUCAAGUGAAUGAUAAAAUUACAGCUGUGAAUACAAGAGAGACUAUUUUGUUCUCUUCUGAAAAUAACGAUUUGGAAUUUACUGAGAAAAUUAUCCAUAAAGAUCAAGUGGAAAAAUGUAAUGAUGACAUGGAAUUUACUGUAGAAGUAGCACAGAUGACUGGAAAAGAUUCAAGAAAAACUAUAUUAUUUUCACCUGAGAAAAAUGAUUUAGAAUUUACUGAAGAAAUAAGUAAUAAACUAAAUAAUGAAAAACGUUCCAGAAAAACUAUACUCUUUUCAUCGGAAAACAACGAUUUGGACAUUACUGAACAAAUAGGAAAUAAAAUGUUUGAAGAGCAAACUUCACGUAAAACUAUACAUUUUCCGAUGUCCGAAGACGAUAUGGAAUUUUCUAUAAAAGUUCCACAAUUGGCUGAAAAUAAUUCAAGGAAAACUAUACUGUUUUCUUCAGAUAAUAAUGAUUUAGAAUUUACUGAAAAGAUAAACAAUGUGGAAUUUGAUAAAUCAUUGGGAUCCAGAAAAACUGCAGACAUUUCCAAAACCAUUCUUUUUUCAGACAAAAAUAAUAUUUUGGAAUUUGAAGAUGAAGUUGUUGCAUCGAAUAUCGUAAAUAGAAAAAAAUCUAUUGAAAUUAAGAAAUACAACGUAGAGGAAUCUGAGAAAAUCGUGCAUUUUCCAAAAGCCGAUGGUGAUAUGGAAUUUACCCAGCAAUUGUCAUAUUUUGGGGAGAAAAUCUUGGACAGGGAAAGUGCCAAGACCAUACUGUUUUCCGCAGAAAACGACGAUCUAGAAUUGACGGAGAAAAUCGAGGUGCUACAAGGUAAAACCGAUCGAAAUUAUUUGAUAGAAGAAAAUGGAAUGGAAAUUGCGGAACAAUGUGACAUCGCUUUGAAUAAAGUUGAUUCUAGAAAGACCAUACAUUUUCCUAAGUCUUGUAAUGACAUGGAAGUUACAAUGGAAUUGCCCAGUUUCAUUGGAAAUAGGGCGGAGAAAAUAGAAUGUACAAGAAAAACUAUAUUGUUUUCUUCAGACAACAAUGGCAUGGAACUAACCGAGAAGAUAGAUUUUAAGAAUGGUAUUGAAAAGAAAAGCGAUGUUGCUGUCACAAAGUCUUAUGAUGAUAAAAUAUUGGAAGUUGGAAAACAGAUAAAUAGGAAAACAAUUUUGUUUUCAGAUGAAAAUAACGAUAUGGAAGUUACCGAGAGAAUAGAUACAAAUUUGAUGAAAGGUAAAUCUGUAAUUGAAAUAGAUGUGCCAUUAAAUGAUAUUUUCGUAAAAAGUUCUGCACAGGUUAUAGAAGAAACUGAUAAAACUCAUUGUUGCACAUCUGCUCUUCCAUGUACAGAGUUGAUUUAUAAAGAAACAUCUGUAGAAAAAAUAUCUCUACCUAACACCAAUAUUAAUGUAGAAUCCAAUAAUCAUUGUUUAACUGUGAAAAAAUUGAAAGAAAAUGUUGAGAAUUCUAGUAGAACGAAAAGGAAAACUAUUUUGUUUGGCUCCGAAAACGACGAUAUGGAAAUUACUCAAGAUUUUGAUUUGAAUUUGGGGAAUGACCAAACCAAAGAAUUUAUAAAGUCAGAAGAUGUUGCGAAAUGUGACAUGUCUAAAACAACUGAUGAAGUGUUGGAUGUAAAUACUCAUAGGGUUGAAGAGAAAUCAAAGAAACAAAUACCAUUAGUUAAGACGAAAAUUGAUUUAGAAAUCUUAACAGAGAAAAAAAUGGAUAAUAAUCGUUUGAAAACUGGAAGAAAAACAAUUUUAUUUAGCUCCGAAAAUGAUGGUAUGGAAGUUGAGUCAAUCAAUUUGAAGAACACAAUUGUAGAUGAAUCGAAAAUUCCAAAAUUUAGAAAUACGGAUCAUUCAACGGCUAAACCAAUUCAUCAAAUGUUUGAUUCUAAAACAACUCAUACUAUAGAUAAAUCUACUGAUCAUCGUUCUGCUUUAGGAUUUAAGAAGGAACGUGUUACUAGUAGAAAAUUAGAUGAAACAAACAUUCUCCAUUGUAGUUCUGAUACUAUGGAAGUUACUAAAACUAUCGAUUUGAACGUGCAACAAGAUACAACCGAUCGAAAUAAUUUGAUACAUGACCCAGAAGAAAAUGGAAUGGAAAUUGCGGAACAAUGUGGCAUUGCUUUGAAUAAAGUUGAUUCAAGAAAGACUAUACAUUUUCCUAAGUCUAGUAACGACAUGGAGUUUACAAUGGAAUUACCCAGUUUCAUUGGAAAAAAGGGGGAGAGAAAAGAGUGUAGUAGAAAAACGAUAUUGUUUUCUUCAGACAACAAUGGCAUGGAAAUGACUGAGAAGAUAGAUUGCAAGAAUGAUAGUGAGCUCACAAAGUCUUAUUAUGGAAAAACAUUGGAACUUGGAAAACAGGUAAACAGGAAAACAAUUUUGUUUUCAAAUGAAAAUAACGGAAUGGAAGUUACAGAGAGAAUGGAUACAAAUUUGACGAAGGAGAAAUCUGUAAUCAAAACAGAUAUGUUUGUAAAAAGUUCUACACAGACUUCAGAAGAAGCUGUUAAGAAUCAAUGUUGUACAUCCGCUCUUCCAAAUAAAACAAUGCCUCUAUCCAAAUCCUAUUCGAAUAAGGAAUUAAGCCAACAAAGUAGUGAAAGAAAAACUGAAUUGUUUUCAUCUUUAAACGAUGACCUUCAUGUUACGAAGCUGAACUCGACUAGGUCAGAGAAUUACAUGAAAAAUAGUAUUUGCAAUCCAGUUGAUUUGAGUGAAGAAAAAAAACCUAAAAUCUAUAUUAAUUUAGAAUCCGAUAAUCAUUGUUUAACUGGGAAAACUGGAAGGAAAACAAUUUUGUUUGUCGCCGAAAACGACGAUAUGGAAGUUACCAAAACCUUUGAUUUAAGUAAAGUUGAUUCUCUCGUGGUUGAAGAAUGUUUUAAUGUAUCUAGAGAAGAAUCAAUUAUGUUGGAAGAAUCUUUGAUUUCGAAAGUGGAUAAAUUAAAUGAAAACUCUAAAGAAACAGAGAUUGUAGAUUUGGAGAUGGUAGAUGAUGUGAUGCUUGUGGAUAGAUUUGAUGAAAAUAUUUCGAAGAACACAAGAUCAAUUCCCGAGAUGGAAUCAUCUAAUUGCGAUUUAAAUAAUAUUCAAGGGACGUCUUAUAUUGACGUGGAUGAAGAUAAAAUGAAAUGCGAGGAUGAUACGUACAUAGAAAUAAGCUCGACUUGUCUACAAGGCACCGAAAGGGAUGUCUCCAGUUGCGAUUCGUCCACGAGGAAAAGGACGCUCGAAUCUGUGCAUAAAUCCUGCAAAAAGUUCAUCAAUGCAUCGAAUCUCAACAGUUCCGCAGAGAUGUCAAGUGAGAUAUCCUUUAGCGAAUCCUGUGGCGACUUUUCGAGGACUGCUAACUUGACUCCUCGAGUGUCAUUGAGUAACUUCGAAGCAACGGUUAACUGUACCCUCAAGCUGGAUCAGACGACUAUCCUGCAAGAAAGGAAAAAAGAACCCGAUGAUCCACUAAAAGUCAUAAAUCACGAUCUAAACGAUAUUCUGAGACGCAUUGGACCUAUACGUACGGAGACUAAGAACUUGGAAAAAUCUAACAGGAUUUUAGCCGAUUUUCGGAAUGAAAUGCGAAAGUACGAGGCACUUCUUACAUACAUCAGAAGUGAUUUGGAGGCUCAGCAGAAGGAGGACGUGAACCCCACGGACAAACCUUUUUUUGAAACUUUGGUCGCCGCUCCGAAAACUAUUCGAGAGGAAGUCAAAGAAAAGCAAAAACUGUGCAAUGGGUCUUUCAGUGCAGAAUUUCCUAAGGAAAGAACGUGUGAAGUGAAAGCACUUUUCGGCACAAUCCUUAUCCGUAUGGAGUUUGAUGAAACGAAGGGCUUGGUCCAGCAAACGGAGAUCGUGAAUAAGCUGUCACUUAAAACAACUCCAAUAAUUCGCUACGUCCAUCGUUUAUUGCUGGACAAAAUCAACGACAUGAAGACAUCCCUGGGUAACAGUUUUUCAAUACUAACACUACUCGACUACAUUCACUUGCAUCAAGGGAAGGUACUCAGGCAACGCCAAGAGUUCGAGGAGAUGUGCAAAAUCUAUUAUAACAAGAGAAGGCACGACAUCGAAAUAGAUGAGAACUUUAUCGUGAAUUGGCACAUCGUGGAAGUGCGUCUCGGAUUCUCCUGCAUCGUGAGGAUGGAUCCCAGCAGACUAUCAUCGGAACAUAUAGUCAUCCAGAGCGAAAUUGGAUACUUCAAUAACUGCGAGAUCCUCGAAUUGGUGACGGGAUGUACUAAGAGUCUCUCGGGCAUCCGGAUGUUCGUGGACCGAGUGUCAAGUAUGCUGGUGGAGCGAGGCGAAGAAGAACACACGGCAUACCUGGCCAAGUACAGUCAUCUUUUUAGUUAAAUGUUUUGUUUUGUGGUAAUUUAUAUAUAGAUAUUUAAAUGUAACAUAAAUCAUUUGCAGUUUGUAUAUUAUAUUUCCUUUGAAAGAAAUUUCUACGCGAAAUCUUGAAUUUGAACUGUUUCAAAAUUGUAGGUGAAAUAUAGAUAUAGAUUAUCCAUAAUGAAAAUAUUAAAUUUAGCACCACCUGCUGUUAGAUAGUUAAUAUAGGUGUUAAUUGAGUUGCAUAUGCAAAUAAUUAUUGUUACAUGGCGCAGUUUCCUGUGAAGAAUACUACUGUAUCCCUUUAAAAAGAAU